Messenger RNA from Ylistrum balloti, 474 nucleotides. RefSeq lists its product as uncharacterized. NCBI's taxonomy places the organism in Eukaryota, Metazoa, Mollusca, Bivalvia, Pectinida, Pectinidae. The transcript is spliced from 2 exons. Bases 1 to 474 code for a protein of 157 amino acids. The record is from RefSeq and is a predicted model, not a curated record.
AUGGGCUGUUGUGAAUCGAAGAACCUGAAAUACAACAUUGGGGAUGGUGAUAAAAACAGUGAUAUUGCAAUUACUGAUAUAGUAGCCUACGGGAAAACGUUUGACACUGAGGAGAAGAAAACCAAAACCUUGUCUGACGAUAUCAACGGGAAUGUGACGGAAAAUAUGGACAAAAAUGUCACAGAAGACGUAGAAAAAACACGAGAUGAAACAGAAUUCAGUGAUGUGGAUUUAAAUGACCAAGAAACUGACCAUUUUGAGUCGGCGAAAUUAGAAAUAAGUGAUGUAGAUGGGAAGGAUACGGAAGCUGAAUCACCAGUAUCCCUACCACCUCCGAGGCCUCCUCAGAAACUUCGGAAAGAUCUCGUACCGGAUGUCAAAGCCUUUGCCAGGAUAGACAACAUGGCCGACCAGGUACCACAAAUGGAACACGAGACGGUGGAAGCCCUCGCCAAACAUCUCACGGAUGAUUAA